This is a messenger RNA of Thunnus maccoyii (southern bluefin tuna), 953 nucleotides long. RefSeq lists its product as uncharacterized. The coding region runs from base 159 to 887 and encodes 242 amino acids. The transcript is spliced from 4 exons. NCBI's taxonomy places the organism in Eukaryota, Metazoa, Chordata, Actinopteri, Scombriformes, Scombridae. The record is from RefSeq and is a predicted model, not a curated record.
AACUGACAGACAACAUGUUUAAUGGAUUGGACUGAUUAGAAAUGUAGCAGGAUCCCGCCUCUCUCUACCUCAGUAGGCUGAAAUAAAGAGAAAUACAACAAAAGAAGAGACAGUCAUGUUGAUAUGAACAUUAGAGAAACACAUCAUGGAGAUGAAAUAUGAUACUGGUUAAUCAUUUGGAUUUAUUCACCUCAGCUGACACAUUCAACAGCAGACAGGUUUUUGUCACAGUGUUUUUCACUGUGAACUACAGGAUCUUUGGCUCUGGAACUAAACUGUUUGUAACAGAUGAGCAGGUAGUGAAGCCCGUGGUGAGCUUGUACCCAGCAGCCCACCUGGAGGGGAAGAGCUCCCUGCUGUGUCUGGCCUCAGCCAUGUCUCCUCCUGUGGUCCAGUUCUCCUGGAAAAGACAGAAGAAGAACGGCACGCUGGAGGAUCUGCCCCCUGCUGAGGGAGAGCAGCUGGAGCUCAGAGAGCCGGGACGCACCGCCUCCAUCCUGCUGCUCCAUCAGCAAGAGAACAGCACAGAUAAAUACCGCUGCUACGUCAAGCACGAGGGGGGAACAGUGGAGGCCCAAACAGAACAAGAGCUUCCAGCUCCAGCAGCCUCCUGUCCUCCAGAGAGAGAGCCAGCAGACCUGCCAGCUCUGCAGCAAGCUGACUGUAAGAUCACCUGCUGCCUCUCUGCAUGCUCUGACAGCUCCAAUGUCCUGCUGCAGUUAGGGCUGCAUAUCAGUCUGUUCACUUUCUGCUCAUCAUUGAAGGAUUUAAACAUACACUCCCUGAUUCUGUUAGAGUGUCCCACAGCACAACAAGUCCCACUGAGAGAGCUUUCACUUCACAGGCUGACAAAUAACACCUUUUGGGGGCGCUAUACUCAGUUUUAGGCCUCCAGGGUGAUAGAACAAGUUUAGGGAGUAUAUCUUAAAGCUCCACUAAUCAAUAGUUUUAUA